UCCGAUAUACGGGAGAAAAAAAUCUACUCAGCAACUCGAAAUGGAACCAAUGUGACCGUCUUUAUUGGCGAGGGUUUGGAUAUCACGGAGGGCAUCACGCUCGAUUGGGUGGCGCGCAAUUUGUACUGGGUGGAUUCAAGUUUGAAUACUGUUGAAGUGGCCUCCCUGGAACGACCGAGUGCGAGGACUGUGCUGAUUCAUGAAAAUGUUGAUCAGCCACGCGGUAUUGCAGUAGAUCCAACAAAAGGCCUUCUGUUUUGGACUGACUGGGGACAGAAUCCACGUAUCGAGCGUGCCAACAUGGAUGGCACAGAACGGCGCAUUUUGGUGAACACAAAGAUUUAUUGGCCGAAUACUAUUGCACUUGACCUGACCACCGACCGCGUUUAUUUUGCUGACAGUAAAUUGGAUUACAUCGAUUUUGUCAACUACGAUGGCGGUGGUCGUACUCAAGUACUGUCAUCGACAAAGUUUGUGCAGCAUCCACAUGCUCUAGCAGUAUUUGAAGAUAUGAUUUACUAUAGUGAUCGGCGUUUGCAACGACUUCAGCUUUAUCCGAAGUAUCCAAAUGGCACAUCAAUGGAGUAUCCCUCGCAUACAUUUUCUAAAGCGCUAGGGGUCACUGCUGUACAUCCAAUCUUGCAACCGCGCAGCGAAAAGAAUCCAUGUGCUGGUGAUCCCUGCUCAGAUUUAUGCUUAAUCGGCAAGCAAAUGACUUAUACGUGCAAAUGCCCGAUGGGGAAGAUUUUGGACGCAGCUGGUAAGAACUGCAUUAGUGAUAUGAAACCAUUUUUGAUGCUUAUCCAGAAAACCAACAUCUACGGCUUAUCAAUGGAUGAAGCAGUAAACGGCACACCAGCACUCUCCGGAAUGGUGCCUUUGGCUGGUCUUAGCAACACAUAUGAUGCAGCAUAUGACCCAGAAACAACAGAGAUAUUUUAUCUAGAGCACGGAACAACUGGGCGCAUUAUUGGUCCAAACAGUCUUUCAGAAUCACGAAUUAUGCAAAUUUUGCCGGACAGAAUAAAUCGAACGCUGAUUGUCGCAUCCCAGAUCCCGGACGAUUCGUAUGCUAUGGCAAUGGAUUGGAUUGGAAGAAAUAUGUAUGUGGCAAAUAAAAUCUCGCAAACUAUUGAGGUUGUGCGAACCAAAGAUAUUCAGUAUCGCGCUACGAUUCUGAGUAAUGAUCAGUCGCCGACGGCAGUUGCGAAUCCAGUUGCGCUGGCAGUUGACUCUGAUCGUGGACUUCUUUUUUGGUUGGAUCGAGGCGCACUCGACACGACUAACCAGCGCCUCUACUUUUCCGAGUCAAAGGCUGGUCGAAUAUCGUUUGUCACAUACGAUGGACAGGAUCGACAUUACGUUCUGAACGAUGUCGGUAAGCAACCGCGUGGAAUUGCAUUUUUCAAUAAUCAUCUGUUCUACGCGGAUAGUGCGUUCGAUAGCAUUGAAGUAGCAACUCUGUCCGGUGACGGUCAACCACCACAGUUCGAGCAUUUCAAAAAGGAUGUCGACCAACUGAUCAAUAUUAAAGCUCUGCCUGAUGAGCCUUAUCUACGCCAAUUUUCAGCGGUCCAAUCACAUCCAUGCCAUACGAAUAACGGUAACUGUGAGCAUUUGUGUAUUCCUCGAGCAUUUUCACAGCAUCAGUGUAUGUGCGCUACUGGUUAUUCUCUUGAUGGCAGCACUCACUGUAAACUUUUCGAUCAGUCGUUUUUGGUUGUUGCAACGAAGACGCGGAUUACCGGCAUCCCACUCCACGAAGAACAAGCAAAGUCAGUAGCAAUGGAACCAAUUGGUGGCACAGCAAUUACAGCAGUAGAUUUUGAAUUCGAAAGCAAGUCACUGUUUGUUGCCGAAUCGUCUGGUCCAAAUCGUGGCAUUUACAAAGUGACGCUUGGCAGCGGCGAAGUGAAGACCAUUGUCAAGGACAGCUUCGGAUCGUUCACAAUACGAAGCAUUGCUCUGGACGGAAAGCAUCGUAAAAUACUGCUAUCAACGAAAACGGAAACGCCAACGUCUCUCGCAGUGGAUCCAAUUGGAAGAUAUCUCUACUGGGCCGAUCAAGGACAGAAACCGUCUAUUCAGCGUGCACUUUUGGAUGGAAGUAAUCGUCAAGUGAUCGUGCAUGGAAAUAUUGCCGAGCCAACAGAUUUGAUUGUGGAUCCAAACAGCCAUAUGGUAUAUUGGACUGAUGCAAAGCUUGACGGGAUAUAUCGUGUUCGUGCUGAUGGUGGUACACCAGAGCUAGUGAGAAACGACAUUGCUGCAGCGGCGGGCAUUUCACUACGUGGACAGACAAUGUACUGGACUGAUAAUCGCUUGGAGAAGGUCUUCUCGGCAUCCAGCCGACCCAAUCAGACAUCGAUUUUACUGUCGCCGACAACAAUCGCUGCUGGUUUAGCAGAUCUCGGCAACGUUGUUGUGUUCGAUGAAUCGGCACAGCCAAAAGCUACAUCACCAUGUCAGAUUACGGAUAAUCUGAGGAAAACACCUUGCGCACAAUUAUGUUUCUCAUCACCGGGCAGUCAAAGCCCGCUUUGUGCUUGUGCUCGUGGUAUCUUGAAAGGAAGAUCUUGUGAAGAACCUGAUACAUACUUAAUGUUUGCGGAUGGCGAGCAUGUAGUAGACGCACCCAUUGAGCCGGAUGUAAAGGCGUCCAAUCCGCUGAAAGAAGCAUUGCCACGAAUCGAGAAUUUGCAAAGCUUCGAUGUCGAUGUCAAUUUGCGACGCAUCUACAUGGUCACUGAGUCACCCGGUGGCGCAAAUAUUUCUUGGUUUCCGAUGAAUCAGCCAGAUAAGCGCAGGCUCGUUUUUGGACCCACAAAGAACAAACUUGCUGAGCCGGUUCGACACAUUUCGGACAUGAAACUGGACUGGCUUACGCAGAAAUUGUAUUUCACCACUGGCAGGCUCGUUUUUGGACCUACAAAGAACAAACUUGCUGAGCCGGUUCGACACAUAUCGGAUAUGAAACUGGACUGGCUUACGCAGAAAUUGUAUUUCACCACUGGCAGGAAUGGUAAAGUAUAUGUUAUUGAUGUGCAAGGUGAGCAUGCAGCAACAGUUGCAAAUGGCGACUGGACAUAUGCGCUUGCGCUGGACCCCUGUGCUGGUUUCAUCUUUUGGUCGGACAGUGGUUAUAAAAUUGCUGGUGGUGAGGGUUGCUUUUGA
Molecule: messenger RNA, 3174 nt
Organism: Gongylonema pulchrum
Lineage: Eukaryota; Metazoa; Nematoda; Chromadorea; Rhabditida; Gongylonematidae
Source: the annotation of a GenBank genome assembly